AUGCUUUCCAAAAUUAAACACAGACGGACGACUGCUAAGAAAGCUGAAGACGAUGAAGACGAUACGAAGGAAUUUUUGCUCAAUCGUAAAGUGGCUAUAAAAGAAAACGUUAAUGUCGACAAGGAAUAUAAAAUAUUUGAAUUUCUUGGCAGCGGCAAAUUUGGAGAUGUAAAUAAAUGCCAAGAGAAGUCAACAGGUUAUGAGUUGGCGGCAAAAGUUGUUCCCUAUUACUCGAGUGACGAGAAGGAGGCUGUGAUGAAUGAAGUGGAAAUAAUGUGUCGUCUCCGACAUCCGCGACUCAUUCAACUCUACGAUGUCUUCGUUCAACCCGAUCGAAUCACUCUCAUCAUGGAAUUAAUAACUGGUGGGGAGUUGUUCGAGCGCGUCAUCGACGAAAGCUUCGAAUUGGAUGAGGCAACUUGCGAGAAAUUUAUGCGUCAAAUACUUCAAGGCGUUGAGUAUAUCCAUUCCCAACACAUUGUACAUUUGGAUUUAAAGCCCGAAAAUAUUCUCUGUUUAUCAAAAACCGGUUUCAAGAUUAAGAUUAUCGAUUUUGGCUUGGCACGAGAAGUGACCGGAGGAGAACUUCGCGUAAUGUUUGGCACUCCAGAAUUUGUUGCCCCAGAGGUCAUCUCCUUUGAGCCCGUAACCUAUGCAACAGAUAUGUGGUCAAUUGGUGUUGUCUGCUAUGUUUUACUAUCUGGUUUAUCACCCUUCAUGGGCGAUAAUGAAGGCGAAACCUUGAGCAACAUUAUGCGUUGCAACUAUACCUUCAACUAUCCAGAGUUCAAAGAUAUUUCUUCGGAUGCGAAAGAUUUCAUAAAAGCUCUGUUAACAAAAAAUUCACAAAAGAGAAAUACUGCAACCCAAUGUCUUUCUCAUCCCUGGUUAAAGGAGGCGCCGAAAUUGAAGCGAACUGCAACAGUCAGCAAAAAGCGACUUCGGCAUUUCGUCUACCGACGGAAGUGGCAGAAAGCUGUUAAUGCAAUAAUUGCUCUCCAGCGGAUGGGUGUAGUUUUAUGUCAUACUCAAAACAAAGACCGUGAAUAUCGUAAAAUUCUCCAAGCUAAGAGUGCAAAGACGGCAGCUCUAUUCAAGAAGUCUUCCAUCCGAGGCAAACCUACAACACUUCCUGACCCUCAAGAUAUGAAACGAAACUUCUCAUUUAGCACGGCAAGUGAAGCUGAUAAACAAACUAAUGUGGGAAACAGGUCCAUCAGUCGAGCGGAUAUAGAAACGAUUUCCAAUAUGACGAGACCUCCACAGAUUAAGGUUACAAAACCCACUCAAAAAGAGAUCAAAAUACCGGCUUUGAAUAAUUCCAACGUCUCCAAACCCCAAUCCCCUAGCACAACUAAGCGAGAGUCGAAAAAUAUUGAGAAAAAUGUAGCCAAAAGUACAGAGAAGGCGGUUGUUAAGGAGGAGAAAAUAUUAUCAGCCAAAUCAGAUAAAUCAUCUCCCAUAAAAACUAACAAUACACCUAAGGAAAUCUCCACAACUGGUGUUAAACAAAAUAACAUCACUAAACAGCCAUCGCCAACGACAGGUGAACAACCCAGGGAAGCCAAAUCACCACCAGCUUCCAAACAGAAUUCUAUUCCAAUGAGAUCGCCAACAAUUGGUAACCCUUCGGAGGCUAAAGAUCAGAAAAAAUCCACAAAUCCCAACUCUCCUGGACUAUCGACAUCACCCAGUAACUCAACAACUAACAGUUCUGUAAACAUGAGUGGAAAAUCAAUACAACUGAAAUCAAGUGAUAAGCCGAUACUACUGAAGAUGGUGACUUUGAAUAAGCAGAGAGGUAGCGUCGCGGAUAGAAUAAAUUUCUUCAAUAGCUCCACAGAAUCUCAAAUUAAGAGCGCCAAGCAUAAGAAAUCCCCCCCAUACCAUUAA
Rodentolepis nana is the source of this 1893-nucleotide messenger RNA. The record is from the annotation of a GenBank genome assembly. Lineage: Eukaryota; Metazoa; Platyhelminthes; Cestoda; Cyclophyllidea; Hymenolepididae.